GAAGCGCGGGGUCGCGUUGCCGUUCAAACUGCCCAAUCGCGGCAAAAGGGAGCGUGUGCUACGAGAAUGGCGGCGUAAGUCGCGCGCCGCUUUUGCGCUCUCUGGAAAAACGGCACGGCGUGAGCAACGCCGACUUCGGAACUCGACCGGUUCCGUUUUUUCUCCGGCUCGCCCCGCUUCCGGAUGGAAGAGUGCCGCUGCUCGUUCCUGCUGCUGCCGGCUGCGCGUUGCCGGUGAACGCGGUGUGCGCGCUAGUGCACGUGCGGCGGGCUGUAUCGCUUGCGGCGCUGUGAGAUCGCGACUGGACCCGACGACAGGUGCUGCGGAUUUUCUCGCGCCUUCGUGACUGACUCGCGGUUGUUCGACUACACGGUUUUAUCUGGGGCUAUUUCAGCUCUGCGAGGAUUAAACCGCAAGACCGACGCUCGGCCCGCCUGGUGUCUUCCCUGCAACUUGCACUUUCCGGAGGCGCAUUUGAGUGUCCGUUUGCAUGUGUGCCGGCUCCCCCGCCGAGGAUUACGUAACCAGGACGAGCGGAUAAGAACUUCGCCCGGAAGCAGUCCGCGCCUGGUGCGAUCGUCGUCAGCCUGCCGAGGAAGAAGCGGAAGAGGAGGAGGCGGGGGAGGAGGACUCGCGUCAUCGUUGUCGCCCUGGAUCGACGCGCGCCGUACAACUCCGAGCCGCCUGGCUAAGCACUGCCGUAGAACACCGGCUCGAAGAGCAGCGGCCCAAAGCUGACUGCGCAACGGAGAGGUUUCAAGAUUUCAAGGAGAAAAUUCAAGCAUGAGGCCCGAAUACUACUGCAUCUGCCCUCUGAUCGCAUCUUCCAAGGACGGCUGCGAGAUUCUGAACUGAAAGUGUAAGGAAACAGCAUCGCCUCUAUUGAAGAAGAGAAAGAGCUGCGAGGGUUGAGCCACGAUGACUUGGGAAGGUGUGGUGACACUUCGUAAGAAAAAGAAAGGCGACUAACCGGGACGAGAAGGAGAGGCCAGCGCGGAGAAGCUAUGAAGCAGGAGUCCUGCGAUGGCGAUGUCCUGCUGCGGCCUAGAUCGUGUUCUUCGUCAUCCACACCAGAGAGUGACUUGUGUCGAGACGACACCGACGAUAAUGGCUACUAUGACUUUCCCAUGGAUUUGCGUAAGAAGUCGCCAAAGAGCCCUGACUACCCCUCAGGUGAGGAUGAAUGUGAAGAAGGGGAGACGAUGACUGCGGUCAGGCGACGCCCCAUUCACCCGGUGGCGCUUAACCAUGCUUGGCAGAAGAUACUUCUAAACGCUCUGCCGGCACCGGCCGUUGCUGCAGCCUUCCAACAUGGUGCCAAGAGGCAUUCGGAACUCAGUUCCAGACUCAUGGAUGUCGGUGAACAGAAGUUAAUGCCAGCUAUUAUGACACGAAUGAGCGAUAACCCGUGCGCAGUUGACCGGCCGUGCCAGGAUGACAAGGAAAAUCGCUGCGCUUGCGCUUGCCGCGGACGAAAAGACGGUAGUCCCGGGAAUGACCUACUGGACUUGCGGAAAGAGCCAGCCAAACCGGAGGCACAAGGGCGGGGUCCUCUCAUGAGUGGCCCGUACCGCACAGACAAAGACUCCAACCCAACGCUCAUCAGAUUUCUCGAGUCGCGUGCGCUCUCUCCUCAGCAGCAAAGGCACGAAAACGAUACUCCGGAGGACUUAUCGUCACACAAGUCAUCCCUCCCUGAAAUCCAGGACCAAGACAAGCACAACAACCACCAAGACCAGGCAGUCAAGAGGGCAGCGAGCUGUUCAAAGCUCUUCGAGAUCACCAGUGAAAGCCUCGUCGAACGACUGAUGCGGGCGCGCUGUAAGUCUGACAGCGAAAUACAAAACCGCCUCAACAGCGGGGCUAUGAGGCCUGUGAGCAACGAAGAAUUUUCGAUGUCCUCGCCACCACCCAGGGAUCAGCGCUCACCAUCUCUGACGCUAAAAAGAAGGAUACUGGGUGGAAUAUCAACCCCAGACCGAUGUACUGGCAAGGACGACGACGAGGUUGACAGCAAGCAGCCCCGAGUUCGUAUCGAAACCAUCUCCAAACCAAGCUCACGACCGUGCUCACCAGUUUGCGACCCGAGGGCACCACAGGAAACGCUCUUGCAGCAGCUGCGGCAUUUGGCGCCCGCAGCGCUUCCCCUAAGCAUCUACGCUUACUACACGCAGAUUAUGCAACGGCUACAUGAGCACGAGCUUCUCAAGCGGCACCUCGAAGGCAUAGCCGCGUCCGGUGUCAUGCCGAAUCCGCUUCUCGUGCCGGUGACCAUGGCCUCGUCCGUGACGCCCGGGCUGGAACCACUCGAAGAGCACGAAGAACUAGGAGCGGCAGCCGCGAACCACCUCGACUCGUACAACUGUGGGAUGCGCAAGAGAGCCCCGCGCGCGCUGACGGGCAAGCACGUGAAACACGGCACCGGUGCCAGUCCAUCGACGCUGCUAACGCUCCGGCAGAAGAUCCAGGAGCGCCAACGAGCCCGCCAGUUAGGCCUGCUCGAGCCCGCCGCACGUACACUCAAGGGAACCAGGAAGAAUUUCGGCAAAGGUUCCUCGAACGGGAAAAAACAGGCUGUGAAGAAGUGAGCGCGAAUCAGCGUUUGUACCAGACAGCGCCAACGUAGUAGCUCGCAAUGUGGACUGCGUAAAUAAGAACAGCUAAAGAGACACACCUUUUCAUGAACGCUAGGCGCAAAAGCUAUCGACAUCGUCUGACAAGCUAUGGAUGACUAAGACGAACAAACCAUUAUUCUUUUUCACCUACUUUAUGAAAGAUUUCACUGUUUUCUUUGACCCAGGCGGCCCCGCAGAGCGCAAUGACACUUGACCACCGACAUCGAGACAGGGACAAAAAGUCGUCGCUUAAUGAUGGACUGAACGUGACAUUAGAGUGUUAAGCUUUUGCAUCACAGUGCUGAAGCAAAGUACAAUCGUACUAGAGGACCUUCUUAGCAACGAAGGGUUUGCGCUUCUGCAACUUAAUUUCACUGGACGCUGUACGCUUUUGAAGACUGGUCGCAGAUUCAAUGUCUCCCACAGCCAAAGAUACGAUGGCAGUUUGAUACGAUUGCAUACAUCGUCUAUAAGAAUGGAUAAACCAUUACAAUUUCUCUAUUUCGAAUGCACUAUAGUCGUGUUUGGCAUCAUAAGAAACUGUCGAUUCAUAUUUUAUAAAAGCAUUCCACGUAAUACUUCCCGCUUCCAAUAGAUCGUUCAACUGGACUGCAGAUGAUGGGAAGAAAACAUAAUUUUCUUUGCAUAGCAGAGGCUAGCUUUCUAACUUAAAGAAAAAUUAAAAAUUAUUUAUGUACUGAUAGGAGGCACCAAAAUAUUUAAGCACUGUCACGCGUCUUCUAUCAAUCAUGAACACUGCCAGAAGGCAAUAUUUAAAAAGCUUUUAUGAACUGUAAAAGAAAAGCCCAUGCCAGAAUAACUACCCGGGGCCCAGAAAGCAAAACAAGCCAUUUCUCACCACAAGACGCCUUCGCUUUCUUGACAAAAGUUAUCUUAGUAGGCACUUCUUUCAUGUUGCAAAUUAUAUAUUUAUGCUUUGUGUUUCUUCCACAGUUACCGACCUCUGCUCAACCUUUGUACGUCAGGAAAGGACAGCUCUAUUAUAUUUGCAACCAUUUCAUGAAGGGUGUAAAAGAAGCAAAGGUGAAAUGAAAAACUCCUCUGCCGCGCAAGGAGGCUAACUGCGAAGCGAUCAGAGCACGCGCAAUCAGAGCACGCGCUUCCGGCCUGUGAGCUGCUUGCUAGAACUUGAUUGUGUUAAACUGCGUGUAAUGAGUGUAUCAACGAAUCGCUGACGCGCCACAAUGCGUUUAGCACGGUACUUUCUUUUCUCAAAAGCGUGCAAAAAAAGGGUACGUGUAUCAGCACGUGCAUCACAUAUUAGCGAGCAUAGUUUAUAAGUGGUAUGCUAUCUACACUGCGUACCCGCCUCCCUCAUGUGGGAAGCACCUGUUGCAAAAACAAUUACUUCCACAUUCCACACCUGAGGCACAAACUGCGUCCAAGUUCAACUAGGUUUUUAUGUAUCGGACAAGGUACAAAUGCCGUCAGAGUGCUAAGAGAGUGUGCUGGCAUGUUCCCCUCUACCUAUUCUGUUUCAGUCCCGUUUUGUUUCCGUAAUUAUGGUUUAAAAGCAUUUAUGCAUGUAGACUGCAUAUUGUGUUUGCCCUUCUAUGUUACAUUACUACAACAUUCCACUCGAGUGUUCCUCUAUGUUUAGUCUCUUGCGUCAUCACUCAUGCACAGCAGCAUGUUUCUCCUUAUAAUUCGCAUGCACACUGAUCGCUUGACACCCAGUUGUCAUGCGCUGACAGAGCGUCUUUGGGACUGUUCUUACAAAAUUACCUAUUUUGAGGUUUUUUUAUUCAUGAGCCUUUUGGCGCACGGUGGCUGGCGCUUGUUAAACGACGAUAAUGCUGUUUAUUUGAAAUUUAAUUUUCCAUAUCACAAUAAAAUGUUCGCUCUAGGCUCUUUCGUUGUCUAGGAAGCCGCAGUUGGCUAAUGAAAAUGCGAUGUUAAGUGUAAUCGUAACAGUGAACGCAAUGUUUUGUUAAUGGUACAGCACUGAUGACUGUUAGCCCACUUCCGUCCCUAUUAGCAUCCUUUUUCCCCCAGAAAAUACAAAAGUAGCACCCUGCAUAGUGUCGUUAUUCUGCAAAUAUUAUGGCAUUUAUUUAACCAGGUUUUGGAGCAUAUGAGCAGCUGGAUUGCUAGCAGAUGGAAUUUAAUGUUUGCGUAUAUAUUCAGUUAUAUUUUUUCUGUUUAAUUACGUUGUUGAAAACAAGUAAUUCAAAAUUGUAUGAAGUACAGCUGUCAGUUGCUUACAAAGGGUGAAAGUCGCGAACUUUUUUAAAAUACAAGCUUACGUAUUCAGUACACAAAACGUGUAUUAAAAUAUUAGUAUGAUAUCAUUAGUCAAGGAUUAGUGGCAUGCUUCUUGCUGCAAGUUGGCACAAGCAAAAUUGGCAUGAAGAAACCGUACGCACCCGCACAUUCGAGAAAAGGUGCAGCUUCUCUGCUGCAGAAUACACGUUUUUAAAAAUUCUGUUAAAAUAAUGCUUCUCUGGAAUCACGUCAUACUGUUGCAUAGGUUGCUGGAUGGUUGCAUUGCAAUCAUAAAGCAGCUUGGUGGCUGUGGAAUCCAAUAUAUGGAGGCAUUCUAUUUUGGAAGCCCGAGUAACCAUGAUAACAGUAUGACUAUUCUAUAACUACUAAUGAACUUAUCCAUGCGACCUGGCUGCUACGCACAAGUUUAAAGUGAGGAAACUUAUAGAAUUGGUUAAAGUGCACUUGCCUAGUACUUAUGAGCUGAGUUCGUCUACGAACCAUACGGAAGGAAACGUUAUCAGAAUGCCAUACUUGUUGAUUAGUGUGCAUUUGUAAUAACGUAAUAUAAAUGUAUUUACUACUUCAUUGCAAUCAAUACGCAACACCACAAGACUGAGGCUACAUGCGCCCUUUGUUUUUCUGUGAAGACAUGCUCACAACCCACCGUCCUUAAGAUUAAACACACUGCAAUGCCUUCAGUUGAAUAUUAUGAAAUUCUGUUGUGGUCAUUUUAUGCGUAAAACACUCCUAUUGUUCACUUGUGCAACAAUUUGACAUCGCUAAAUGAUGAGACCGAUAUUCUUUCAGCUACGAAUUCGUUACCACCUGCUCUCGCGAUUUCACAAAAUAUUUUCUUCAACGACGCAACUUAAAGUUAUUGUCCCUUAAAGGCUGUGCGAAUUUCAAGAGAUUUCUUUUGUUUUUAUGUGUGAUGGGGAUGGAAGCCAUUAUGCUAUUUGGGUUCUUUCUGUCUACAGCUGCCGGCAGUGAAAUGUCAAUUGUGAAAGAAAAAAUAUUUUUCUACACGCGUUUCUGUAAAUCUUUGUGUGCGUCCUACAUUGUAUUUAUAUUGUAUCUUCUGUAAUAAAAUGAAUAUAUUAUCCAAA
Dermacentor andersoni is the source of this 5950-nucleotide messenger RNA. RefSeq lists its product as uncharacterized. The record is from RefSeq and is a predicted model, not a curated record. NCBI's taxonomy places the organism in Eukaryota, Metazoa, Arthropoda, Arachnida, Ixodida, Ixodidae.